This is a messenger RNA of Phacochoerus africanus (Common warthog), 668 nucleotides long. RefSeq names its product triadin-like. The record is from RefSeq and is a predicted model, not a curated record. Bases 1 to 519 code for a protein of 172 amino acids. The transcript is spliced from 9 exons. Lineage: Eukaryota; Metazoa; Chordata; Mammalia; Artiodactyla; Suidae.
AUGUCACCAGACUCCAAAUGUCUGUUGACAAGAGGCAGAUUUGAAAAACAGUUAAAUCAAAAUAAAAAAGAAGACGCCAAAAAGAAAACGGAGAAGGAAAUAGCCACGGAUGUGAAAAAAAAAGAGCCUGGCAAAGCCCCAGAAACCAAACAAGGGACAAUAAAAGUUGCAGCACAAGAUUUAAAGAAAACAAAAACACCUACAGAAGAACUACCCAAGGGGAAAACAAAGUCACCAAAGAAGGAACAUUCAGCUCCAAGUGAAAAACAAGUUAAAGCAAAAACUGAACGAGCCAAAGAAGAGGUUGGUGCUGCCUCAACUAAAAAAGUGGUGGAACCUGCAAAUCUGACAAUACUUAACAUGGCAGAGGUGUUUGCAUCCCUCCCCAACUCUGUGGAGUCUACAACUCAAGAGAUCCCAGAUGUGGCAGAAGCACUCACCAUACUGAUGCCCCAGGUAGUGGUGCCAAUGAUAAAAACAGCAGAGGCACAAAUGACACCAGAGGCACAGCAGCAAUAAUGAGGGCAUUGGGGGGCACCUCUGAUAGAGGUGGUGGAGGAUGGAAAGUGCUGACUCAAAUAUAACUGGAGGCAGCUCAAGUAAGAGAAACCAAAAACUUGUGCUAUAGUACCACAUACAGAGAAAUAAAAGAAAAGCCUUCAAAUUUC